Messenger RNA from Lineus longissimus, 675 nucleotides. RefSeq names its product PHD finger-like domain-containing protein 5A. NCBI's taxonomy places the organism in Eukaryota, Metazoa, Nemertea, Pilidiophora, Heteronemertea, Lineidae. Gene Ontology annotation, biological process: mRNA splicing, via spliceosome. Gene Ontology annotation, cellular component: U12-type spliceosomal complex; precatalytic spliceosome; U2 snRNP. The transcript is spliced from 4 exons. The record is from RefSeq and is a predicted model, not a curated record. The coding region runs from base 23 to 355 and encodes 110 amino acids.
CGCAGCGUAAUUUGAAACCAAGAUGGCGAAGCAUCACCCCGAUUUGAUUUUUUGCCGAAAACAACCUGGCGUUGCCAUCGGAAGAUUAUGUGAAAAAUGUGAUGGAAAGUGUGUAAUAUGUGAUUCAUAUGUGCGCCCAUGCACACUGGUUCGGAUAUGUGACGAGUGUAACUAUGGAUCCUAUCAAGGACGAUGUGUAAUAUGCGGUGGUCCAGGAGUCUCUGAUGCUUAUUACUGUAAAGAAUGUACCAUACAGGAAAAAGACAGAGAUGGUUGUCCAAAAAUUGUCAAUCUUGGAAGUGCAAAGACAGAUUUAUUCUACGAAAGAAAGAAGUAUGGAUUCAAGAAGAGAUAGCCUUUGGAAAAUCUUCUGGGUGACAAUAAGGGUUUUGGGAGAAAGAAAGUAAAAUAGUUGACAUAUGUUUUCAUGUAUCUUGCUCGGAAUGGAAUCACUCCAGUCCAGGGGAAUAUUUCCCCAAGAGUGUUAAAUGCCAAUGGACAUAAACAUGGACUGAAAAUUUCCUGGGUAUGGAUAGGAAAAACGUCUUCUUCACAAGAAAUGUUCCAUUCCAUUCUACAUUUGCUUCGAAGGAGUAAACUUUUACUACCUUUUAAAUCAUGCAUUUCAAACUUAUAAACUUAAUGGAAAUAAAGGCAUUUGUCAUUUUAUAAAAA